Ananas comosus (pineapple) is the source of this 1408-nucleotide messenger RNA. Its product is annotated as DDRGK domain-containing protein 1. The coding region runs from base 138 to 1019 and encodes 293 amino acids. The transcript is spliced from 8 exons. The record is from RefSeq and is a predicted model, not a curated record. NCBI's taxonomy places the organism in Eukaryota, Viridiplantae, Streptophyta, Magnoliopsida, Poales, Bromeliaceae.
UCUACCCGUUCCAACUCUGCAUCGAUCCCUACGAACCCUAACCCCUCCUCCCCCUCCUCGUCGUCGUCGUCCCCAAUUAGAUCGAUCGAUCGAUCGAUCGGAGAGAGAGAGGAGAGAGAAAAAGGACAGCGAGAGCCAUGGAGGAGAUCAUCGCCCUCGUCCUUAGCAUGCUUCUCGUCGUCGCCAUAGUCCCCCUCCUCUGGUGGCGGCGUCGGCAGAUCGCGCGGUCGCCGCACGAGCACGAGGGAGAGCCCCAGCCGCAGAUGGAAGAACGAGUAGUACGCCCUGCUGGUGCCCGCCGUAUGCGCCGGAGACCAGCCGCCGCAAGUUCAUCCGCUGCUUCAACCAGCUUCGAUGAAGCUGUUGUUGAAAGUGAUGAAGAAGCUCCUGAGGAAAAUUAUGUGGCUAGGGCAUCAAAGAAGAAGGAAAAGAAAAGACAAGAGCGUGAAGCUCAGCGCCAGGCUGAGGAAGCAGCACGUGAAUCAAGAAAAACUAAGCAAGAUCGUUAUGCGGACAUGCGGAGGAAAAAGGAUGAAGAGCGUGAAGCACAAGAUCGUUUAAUGGAAGAAGAAGCCCUAGCUCGGAAGGCCAAGGAGGAGGAGGCUGCUGCUUUAGAGUUUGAGAAGUGGAAAGGGGAAUUUUCUGUUGACGCUGAAGGUACAACAGAGAAUGAGAUGCAAGAUGAGGGUCAGGGUUUACUUUUUAAUUUUGUGGAAUACAUUAAGAAAGAGAAAUGUGUUCCUCUUGAGGACCUUGCAGCAGAAUUCAAGCUACGGACUCAGGACUGCAUCAAUCGAAUAACAAAUUUGGAAAGCAUGGGGAGAUUAUCUGGUGUGAUGGAUGAACGAGGGAAAUACAUAUACAUCUCAGAGGAUGAAAUGAAGGCCGUUGCAGACUACAUUAAAAGGCAAGGAAGAGUCAGUAUAUCCCAUCUAGCAAGCAAGUCGAACCAGUUCAUCGAUUUGGAGCCCAAGCCUCAAAUCAAUGAACUCAACUCAGAAGGGAUUGCUGUUGCAUAGAAACUCCUCGAAUUCAAAAGUUGCUUUUUCCAAAAACCAUGGUCGAUUUUGAGUACCCAAAGCCUUAUAUCGCUGUAGCGUGGAAUGAUUUCCACGAGAGGUGAGCUUUAUCGAUUGACCUUAAUCUCAUUAUCUCUCCUCUUUUCUUAUCUGAAUUUGUAAAAUCCUAAUUGCAACUUUCUUCCUAAAUGGGAAAAAUACACUAGAUGAGUUAUACGGCAGCUUCGUUACCUCUGCAUCACUUAGCUUAUGUCUUAAAUUGUAGUUGUGUAGAUAGAAGAUCUUCCAUGUUCUUGUGUGGUAUGAUUGUUUAAGAUAAAUCUGAUGUUACUAAUUUACUUUUAUAGAGACAUAAAUUUUAAUGGAAUGCGAGUAAUUUUGGUAAACCA